Melanaphis sacchari is the source of this 2562-nucleotide messenger RNA. Its product is annotated as zinc finger BED domain-containing protein 1-like. The transcript is spliced from 7 exons. Lineage: Eukaryota; Metazoa; Arthropoda; Insecta; Hemiptera; Aphididae. The record is from RefSeq and is a predicted model, not a curated record. The coding region runs from base 257 to 2356 and encodes 699 amino acids. Gene Ontology annotation, molecular function: DNA binding.
UCGAUCGAUGUUUUUUUACUUAGGUUUUGAUUUUCUGUAUAGAGUUUAUUUCUUCAUUUGUUGUCCUAUCCGAAAAUUGAUUUCGAUAAAAGCAAUAUAAUUAUCGCAUUAUCGAUAGUCAACAUUUUGUGAAAUAUCCGAAUUUUGGAGGCAAAUUUCAAGUAUAAAUACAUUAUGAAUCGAGGCAAUAAAAUAUCAAUUGAAUUAAACCCAUUUUUGCAAUCGACAUCACAAACACCUUCUGGGACACCAAACAAUGGCAAAAAAAAAAAAAAGCAAACGUCCUUACACUAAAAUACAGCCAGACCGUUCUAACAUUGAAACAGUCAGUUAUCAAAAGUUAGUUGUACCAAAGCGUAUGCAUAGUCCUUAUUGGAAGUAUUUUGGGUUUCCAGCGUCAGACACUGGUAGCAUACUUACUCAAGAUCGAAUUAUAUGCAUACUUUGUAAAAAACAGUUUGCCUAUAAAAGUAAUACUACUAAUUUGAGAGUACACUUACAAAGCAGACAUAAGACUGAACUAAUGGUAUUGGAAAUGGGGUCCUCUAAAGAUGGAAGUCCAAAAAAAAGGCACGGCAAAAAUGAACUUAUGUUAUUAACUACAUCUGAAGGCCAAGUAGAUGUAAAUAGGUCAAACAGCAGAAUAAAACAACAGGAUGUAUAUAUACAAGGAGAAAUUAAUGAACAGUUUGUUAGUGAAAACGUUUCUAAUAUCCAAGAACAAACUCCACAGAUGUCGGUUAUUUUUCAAGAUAUUGAUAAUUCAUCAAAUGAUGUGAUCAAUAAACUUGUAUCAGAUGCAAUUACUGAAUUUGUAAUAACUGAUCUUCAUUUACCAGAUAUUGUAGAAGGUAAAGGUUUUCAACGUCUUAUUGCUACACUAAGGUCGCCAUGUGAAAUUCCAGGAAAAUAUAAAUUAGAACAGUUCAUAAUACCAAGAAUUUAUGAAACUACCAGGUCUGCUGUUCUUAAUAGUAUUGCAAACAGUUGUAGCACAUUUGCUUUAGGUAUAGAAGAAUGGAAAUGUUCUAGCUUAAAUGUUUAUAUUACAAUAAGUGUAUUUUUCCAACAGUUGGACAAAGAUGGUCUCUGUAUUAAACAACUAGCCACUAUUUUAUGUAAUCCUAACAGAACUGCUAAUGAAUGGUGUGGAAUCUUGGGUUCAUUGUUUAUGAAUUGGAACAUUAAUAUUGAUCAAGUUAAAACUGUCAUCAAAGCAUUUACAAAUAAUAAUUUAGAUGCAGCAUUAAGAACUCAAGGUUUCAUUCUAAUACCUUGUCUAAUUUAUGAAUUACAAAAUUUAUGUACAAAAAGUUGUUUUGAAACUGAAGAAGUAUUAAAUGUUUUAACAAAAUGUAGAACAGUUUCUGCUAAACUACAUCACCAUAAUGCCUUAACAUCUAUUACAGUUGAAGAUAAUGUUGUUCAAGUUUUUAAUUCAUUUUUUAGUAGAGAAUACCCACAAAUUUGGACAACGACUUAUCAUUAUUUAGAACGUUUUGUUCAACGGAAAGAUACUAUAAAAUCUUUAUGCAACACAUUGGAUAUUGGAUUUUUUCCACAUGAGAUGUUAACUGAUAAAGAUUGGUCUGUUAUUGAAGACGUUGUUACAACUCUUGAGCCUCUAAAAGUUACUGUAACUACUCUCAGUGAAGAAAAAAUACCAUUGAUAUCAUUAUUGAAACCUUUAAUUAAUCAGUUAACUAGCUAUCAUUUAAAAGUAAAACCCAGUGAUUCAAAUCUUGCUGCCAGUUUAAAGAACACAUUUGCCAAUGAACUUCACUGGAAGUAUAAUAAUAUUGACGUUCAAACAUUUUUACACAUAGCAACAUUAUUAGACCCAAGAUUCAAAGAUUUUCCUAUGACUGAAGGCGAAGAACAUCUUCCAACAAUAAAACAGGAAUUAGUCAAAAUGGUUGAAACUGAAGGUUCUGUGCCUUAUGAUACUAAAUCAAAUGUGUCAGAAGUUGACACAGAUGUGCCUAAAAAACCUAGAAUUUCAGGUAUUGGAUUUUUACUUGGAAGUGUUGCUAAUGUAAAAAGUUCUCCUACUAUUAGUAAACAUAAUAUGUCACUAGAAGAUAGACUUAAUUUAGAAGUUGCUCAGUAUGAAUCUGAGCGAACUCCUUGUCUUGAAGAGUGUCCACUUAUGUGGUGGUCACGAAUGUCAUCAAAAUGUCAAAAUCUAAUAAGACUUGCAAGAAAACACUUUGUGUAUGCUCUUAGUGGGUCAUCUAGUAAAUUACCAUUAGAGUUGCAAACUUUAUAUUAUAUUAAAAGAUCACAAAUAAAUCAAGAACUAGUAGAUAAAAUGAUGUUUAUUAAUGCAAAUACAGUUGAAAAUAAUUGUUCAUAAAAUGAUUAUUGAUUUAAGAGACAGGGAUUCCCUUACCUUUAACUUCCCACUAACAUUUAAUAGUUGGUAAUUUAUAUCCAUUUUAAUUAUAAAAUAUAUUUUUUUACUAUUAAGGUUUUAUUUCUAUGUAUUUUAAUUAUGACUACAUGAGUGAUAUACUACAUUUCACACCUUGUUGUAACUAAUUCUUCUGAUUAUUCUCUAAG